This is a messenger RNA of Nerophis lumbriciformis (worm pipefish), 849 nucleotides long. The record is from RefSeq and is a predicted model, not a curated record. NCBI's taxonomy places the organism in Eukaryota, Metazoa, Chordata, Actinopteri, Syngnathiformes, Syngnathidae.
AUGUUUCUUAAAGUGGCCGUGGUGGUGCUGAUUCUCUCGGUACUGGAGCAAGUGGUUGGCUCGGAUAAUAUCGACAUUUACGACACCCCGCCGGAGAAGCUCGUCAUCCCCAAAGGACGUCUCUCCCUGCAGAAUACAGCUGAGAUCCAACACUGUCUUGUGAGCGCGGGCGAUGUCGGCUGUGGCGUGUUCGAGUGCUUUGAGAACAACUCCUGCGAGAUACGAGGGCUGCAGGAGAUCUGCAUGACGUUCCUGCAUAAUGCUGGCAAAUUUGACUCUCAGGGGAAAUCUUUCAUCAAGGAUGCUCUGAAGUGUAUGGCCCAUGGGCUUCGACACAAGUUUAGCUGUAUCAGUAGAAAGUGUGUUUCCAUUAAGGAGAUGGUGUUCCAACUCCAGAGAGAGUGUUAUAUAAAACACAAUCUGUGCUCAGCUGCUAAAGAAAAUGUUGCCGUCAUGGUGGAAAUGAUCCAUUUCCAAGAUCUCUUCCCUAAAGGUCCUUAUGUGGAGUUGGUGAAUAUUCUGCUGGGUUGUGGAGAAGAGGUGAAGGAAGCAUUAACUCGUAGUGUCCGGCUUCAGUGCGAGCAGAACUGGGGAGCUUUGUGUGACAGCCUCAGCCUCUGUUCUUCCUUGACGCCUUCGCCCUCAGCUGCCGAACAACGCCGCCCGUCUCCAUCUCACCCUCAGCCGGAGCACCCCCGCCACCCACGCCAUGGUGAUAGAGACAAACCCGGUAAGGCUGGGUUCCACGCUCAUCAUCGCGGUCGCAAUCAGGGACUGCGUCGCCAAAGUCCAGAUGCUGGAGCAGCAGUGGAGCAGGAAGACCCCGAGGCCACUGACAUUAGGAGGUGA